AUGGUUAAAACUAUUCUAGUCACUGGGGCUUCUAAGGGUAUAGGAAAAGCGAUUGUUGAGAAAAUCUUCGAGAAGGGAGGCGAUAAUGUCAAGGUUUUGGGUAUUGCAAGAACACUGGUGGAUUUAAAGACGCUAAAGGAGCAAUUUGGGUCAAGGUUCGAUUAUCUGUGCGCGGAUAUAACGGAUGUAGAAGCUAUCGGACAGUUUAUCGACUCUCAGGAAACCGGUAUUGACGCACUGAUAGCUAAUGCGGGAGUACUGUCACCUGUUAAAGAAGUGGGCUGUGCGAAUACUGAGGAGUGGAAGAGACUGUUUGAUGUAAACUUCUUCAGCGUGGUGUCGCUAGUGACACGAACUUUACCUCAGUUGAAGAACUCUUCACAGGGGGACGUGAUCUUAGUUAGUUCAGGUGCGAGUGUAAAGCCAUACUUUGCAUGGGGCGCCUAUGGUGCUUCUAAAGCGGCGUUGAACCACUUUGCAAUGUCACUGGCCUCCGAAGAACCCAAUGUCCACACCGUUGCUGUUGCACCGGGAGUGGUGAACACGCAGAUGCAAACGGACAUCCGCGAAACUUUGGGGCCGGGAAAUAUGACUUCAGAAGCCCUUAAACGGUUUACGGAUCUUCAUACCAACGGUGAACUGUUGGAACCUGAGGUACCUGCCGAGAUCUAUGCUAAUCUGGCUAUAGACGGUAUUGUAUCGGAAAUAAAUGGGAAAUACCUCCGGUACAAUGAUGCGUUACUUGCCCGGUAUUCUUGA
This is a messenger RNA of Lachancea dasiensis, 759 nucleotides long. NCBI's taxonomy places the organism in Eukaryota, Fungi, Ascomycota, Saccharomycetes, Saccharomycetales, Saccharomycetaceae. The record is from the annotation of a GenBank genome assembly.